UUUUUUUAUUAAUUCGUUGGGGUGGAGGGUUCGAGCGAGCUUUGAGUCGAGCUCGGGGUCCGUUUUGGGUCGAUCGCAGUUUUACGUUGGUGGUUAAAGACGACGGUCGGGUUCGUCGCUUAGUCGCGUUUAGGUCUUCUGGGGAUUGAAAUCCCUCCAAGCUCCAAGAAAAGUCGUUCGGGUAAUUCCGAAAUCCGUACACUUUUUUUUCGGGCGUCUCAUAAGUGGCGCACAUGUGAUUUAAGUGUGAAAGUGAGUGCGCGUGGUUAGUGGCUCUUGACGAUCGUCAUCAUCGGUAUAAGCAGUUUGCGACUGGGGCGUGCUUUCUUAGGAGGUGAAGUAGGUAAUUUGUCAACCGUAAGCGCAUAGAGCGAAAUUAUUCAAGUGCCUCCAAUCCGUCGUCGUCGUCGUUGGAUUGUGUAAUAUGGUUUUUGAAAAAAAAAAGCAAGUGACGAAAGGAAAUGAAACGUCUUUCGAUUGGCUGAUGUCGAGAUAGAGGAGAAGUCGAUUGAAGAGGUGAAAAUCCGGGGCAGUUGUACAUGUAACUUGCGGCUUUUUGAGGGCAUCCGCGCGCGAAGACUGAGGAGAAGUUUGAGAAAAAAAAACAAAGAUUGCAACUCUUCAAAGCGUUGGUCGAGUUUUGUUCGAAUUUGAAUUAAGUGCCUCAACCAGUGACCGAGUAUCGAGUGAGGUCCGUUUCGGGGUCCGUUUGUGACUCAGAAAACUGUUACGUAAGGAGUAGCCGCUUCGGAUCGGCCCAGGAAGAAAGAAGCAGACUCUCUGAGCAACGAGACACAAGAGGAUACUCGCAAAGGCAGCAGCAGACAGACCCACUGCGGAGGAGACAAAAAAAAUGAGACCGAACUGGAUUAACGUUUCAAUAACUGCGUUGAUCGUGACGAUGCUGGUUAUUGCAGUUUGCCAGGCAGAGGACGGUGGUGGGGGAGGCGGAGGCGGCGGAGGAGGAGGUGGAAGAAAGCCAUCGGUGUUGACCGAGUCUGGAUUAGCUGCGGUGAAGGCGGGUGCAAAAGGUUCUCGUUUGCAGACUACGCCUUCAACGACGACGACAACGACGGCAACGAAGAAGAAGCGCAAGAAGCCGAGCACGGACGAUGAUGAUGACGACGAUGAUGACUUCCUGGACUUCCUGGGUGAUGACGACGAUGACAGCGAUGACGAUGAUGAAGAGGAAGAUGAAGAAGACGAUGAUGAUGAGGAAGAGGAAGAACAGGAAGAGGAAGCGGAGGAGGAAACCAGCACUGACGGCGGAAGUCGGCUGUGGUCGGCGGACGCGUUCAACAAGAUAUCCGAAACGCUAGGGGCAUUGAAUACCGUGGGUAGGUAUAUAGUGAAUAUCACCAAGGGACAGGAACCGGCUCCGGUGAACUCGGUCAACAAGGACCAGAAAGAGAAUGUCCCAAAUGCCAUACUGACGUUGACGAAGACGAUGUUGGGUGCGAAUGUCACAAAAACAAUUGAGCCGUUGAUCAAGCGAGUUGGAGGCCCAGAAGUCGAGUCUACGGUGAGCCCGGCGGUGACGAUAACGGCAACUGAGUCCACAACGACCACAGAGAUGACCACAUCUACUACGGAAGUUGUCGAAGUGGUAACCGAGGAGCAACCUUUGGUUGUACAGAAGAAAGAAGAAGUCGCGGCAGCGACUCCAUCCAGUUCUAUGCAGAAGAAAAAGAAAAAGAAGAAGAACAAGGUCAAGAGGAAAGAUCCAACCCACGUUGAAACCACCAAGAAGCCUCCCACCAUUAAUAAAAUCGUCGAAUCCACCAAAGACUCGGAGAACUCGUGUACAACUCCAGACGGACGUCCGGGGCGAUGCGAAGAUUUGAGUACUUGUCCGGGGUUGCUGCUGGACUUGACGCAUCUCCGAGAAUCCCUUUGUUUCAAGCGUCUAUUUGUACCGGGAGUAUGUUGCCCCGCUCCGGCCAGCACCCUACUCACCACUCAACGACCAACUCAGCGACCGAUUCCUCAAACUACUUCACAAAGCUUAGUUCUGAGCCCAGUUGUCACCAAAUCGACUACGAAGCGUCCUCCGGCUACCACAACGGAACAGAUACUUGCCGCCACCUUGAAGCCCAUCGCCGAUAACUUCGUGGAUCCGGAGGACUGUGGUCAACAAGAGUACUCUUCCGGGCGAAUCGUUGGUGGUAUUGAGGCACCCGUUGGUCAAUGGCCGUGGAUGGCGGCCAUCUUCUUGCAUGGUCCGAAGAGGACGGAAUUCUGGUGUGGGGGAUCGUUGAUUGGGACGAAGUACAUCCUGACAGCGGCUCAUUGCACAAGGGACUCUCGUCAACGUCCGUUCGCAGCCCGGCAGUUCACCGUUCGAUUGGGAGAUAUUGAUCUUUCCACGGACGCUGAACCCUCGGCUCCGGUAACUUUCAAGGUGACGGAGGUGAGAGCUCAUCCGAAGUUCUCCCGGGUAGGAUUCUACAAUGACAUAGCCAUUCUGGUGCUGGACCGGCCGGUGCGCAAGUCCAAGUACGUGAUUCCGGUGUGCACGCCGAAGUCGAAUCUUCCGUCGAAGGACCGGAUGGCGGGUCGUCGGGCCACGGUUGUUGGUUGGGGUACAACCUACUACGGAGGGAAGGAAUCCACUAAGCAGCAACAGGCCACGCUUCCGGUUUGGCGUAACGAAGACUGCAACCAUGCGUACUUCCAGCCCAUUACGGAUAAUUUCCUUUGCGCCGGGUUUUCUGAGGGAGGCGUCGACGCCUGUCAGGGAGAUUCCGGAGGGCCAUUGAUGAUGUUGGUCGAGGCACGGUGGACGCAGGUCGGAGUGGUUUCAUUCGGGAACAAGUGUGGAGAGCCGGGGUAUCCCGGUGUGUAUACCAGGGUGAGCGAGUACAUGGAGUGGAUACGGGAAAAUACCAAGAAGUGAAGGGGCAAGGGUCCCGCA
Molecule: messenger RNA, 2914 nt
Organism: Aedes aegypti (yellow fever mosquito)
Lineage: Eukaryota; Metazoa; Arthropoda; Insecta; Diptera; Culicidae
Product: serine proteinase stubble
Exons: 5
Coding region: 854-2896 (680 amino acids)
Biological process (GO): proteolysis
Molecular function (GO): serine-type endopeptidase activity
Source: RefSeq, a predicted model, not a curated record